Messenger RNA from Carassius auratus (goldfish), 1312 nucleotides. Its product is annotated as C3a anaphylatoxin chemotactic receptor-like. Gene Ontology annotation, cellular component: plasma membrane. Bases 99 to 1043 code for a protein of 314 amino acids. Gene Ontology annotation, biological process: phospholipase C-activating G protein-coupled receptor signaling pathway; positive regulation of cytosolic calcium ion concentration; complement receptor mediated signaling pathway. The record is from RefSeq and is a predicted model, not a curated record. NCBI's taxonomy places the organism in Eukaryota, Metazoa, Chordata, Actinopteri, Cypriniformes, Cyprinidae. Gene Ontology annotation, molecular function: G protein-coupled receptor activity; complement component C5a receptor activity. The transcript has 2 exons.
AUAUAAGUCCGGAACAUUAGAGAAGAAAACCUUUACCGGAAUAAUUGUGAAUGGAAUCACCACAACGAUAAACCAGGCACUUCAGCUCCAUCACUGCAAUGGAGGAAUAUUAUUUCAUUUUGGAAUAUCCGAUGAGAGUGAUUUCUCUGGUUUUCUUCUACCUGACCUUGAUCCUCGGUGUUCCUGGAAAUGCCUUUGUUGUGUAUGUUGCUGGAUUGAAGAUGAAGAGGACUGUUAAUACAGUAGGGUUUCUGAAUCUAGCGAUUGCUGACUUCUUGUGCUGCCUUCUCACUCUUUACUAUCUGAUCGAGAGCAAAUUUGAUGAUUAUUGGCCAUACGGAUCCACAACGUGCAAGAUUUUCCACUUCGUUCUGCACAUCACCAUGUUUGCCAGUGUUUUCACCUUGAACUUGAUUAGUCUGGAUCGGUUUACUCUGGUGAUCACACCGGUUUGGGCUAAGAAUCAUCGCAGCUUGUUCAUGGCACGACUGUCCUGUGCAGGGGCCUGGAUUCUGGCUUUAAUUAUCAGUCUGCCUUUUACGAUGUCAAGAGAGAUUUACACAGAAAAUAAUGAAACAUACUGUGUGCAUCAUCAAGCUGAUGAUGAGAAUUCUGAAAUCUAUAGAAGGUUAAGCAUCAUCAGAUUUGUGUUUGGCUUUUUGGUUCCUCUCAUGUGCAUCACAACAUGCUACGGAUUCAUCGCACGCAAGUUAGGCAGGAGACAUUUUCACUCUGGACGAGCGUUUCGCAUCAUGCUGGCUGUAAUUGUGGCCUUUUUUCUGUGCUGGCUGCCGUAUCACAUAGUGGAUUUGAUAAUAAUGUACGGAGAUCAAGCAAGUUACUUUGUGGCUUUGGCAGUGGAUCCACUGGCUGUCUCUUUGGCGUAUUUCAACAGCUGUCUGAACCCCAUUCUGUAUGUUUUCAUGGGGCGGAGCAAUGUUAAACUUUCUCUAAGACGUAUUUUUGAAAGAGCUUUCUCUGAGGAGGGAACACAAAUGACACAAACCACCCAGUCCCAGUCACAGCAAAGCCACUCACUGUAGUGAAGAUAUGAACUCAUUCUGUUUUCUGAUCGAAUUGUAAAAGUUUCUACAAGUUUAACAACAGCAUUUUUGAAUAAUAUGUGUUAUUAUUAUUAUUAUUAUUAUUGGUUGUAAUCAUCUUAGAAAAAGCUUGUAAUAUCUUACUAAUAGUGGCAUGUGGUUUCUAUGCAGAAGUUAUGAAGAAAAAAAAAAAUACAUUAAUUAAAGGUUGCAUUUGUGAGUAUAACAAAAAAUGUUUAUUUUAUUACAGUGAAUGUCAUUUAUAACAG